AGUAACAUUUGUUGAACACUGUGAAAGCUUCGUUCCCUAUCCAAUUAUUGCUUCGUUCCUCGUCCGUCUCCAGUCAGCAAUCCUCUCUGCGAUCACUUUACUGGGUUCGAUCGUUGCUUCAUUUGUUGGAGUGCUGGAACUGUUGAUGCUUGGAUUGGAUGAUUGGACAAGCGUCGUUGAUCUCUGCCCAAAUGGAUGCUCCCGGGCAAAGACUGCUCGCGGGGUCCGAAAUUCACGGCUUCUUUACCAUGGAAGAUCUGGAUUUUGUAAACAUCCUGGAAGAGGCGAAGUCAAGAUGGCUGCGGCCUAAUGAGAUUUAUGCGAUACUAUGUAACUAUCACCAUUUCAGCAUCAAAGCCAAGCCAGUGAACUUACCACAAAGUGGUGCAAUUACAUUGUUUGACCGUAAAAUGCUCAGGAACUUUCGGAAAGAUGGUCACAACUGGAAGAAGAAAAAGGAUGGGAAGACUGUCAAAGAAGCUCAUGAACACUUAAAGGUUGGUAAUGAAGAAAGGAUCCAUGUUUAUUAUGCUCAUGGUGCAGAUAAUCCUGCCUUUGUUCGCAGAUGUUACUGGCUGCUUGACAAGAGUCUGGAAAACAUAGUCCUUGUCCACUAUCGUGACACCCAAGAGUUGCAGGGUUCUCCUAUUACACCUGUGGACUCAAGUUCUGCUUCUGCCCUUUCUGACCCAAGUCCUCCUUGGAUUUUAUUCGAAGAGACUGAUUCUGGGGCUGAUCCUGCAUAUCAUACAGCUGAGAAAGCAGAAUUAGAUCUCGGUGACCCUAUGACCUUCAAAAGUUAUGAAAUGAGACUUCAUGAGAUCAACACACUUGAAUGGGAAGAGCUUUUGGUCCCUGAUGAUCCCAAUAAGUUGGCUGCACCUGGAGGACAAAAUUCAGAGCGGCAGAAUCGGUUUGGAAUGGAUGGAUUUUUGACUAAUGGUACCGUCCUAUCAGCUAAUGAAGUAGCUGCUGAAAAUUCUUUUGGCAGUCUAUCCAAGCCAGGUGCCCAGAGUAACAUUCAUUUGAAUGUUUUGGGUCCAGACUCACAGAUGUCAGAAGGUCAAAUGAAUUCAAAAAUCCAGAGAAAGGAUUCUCAACUAGUGACAGAAGGCGUUGCUGCCUCAGACACGCUGGUUAAGGAUAGUUUUCAGAGCCAAGACAGCUUCGGAAGGUUGAUGAACUACAUCUUGACUGAUUCACCAGGAUCAGUAGAUGAUCCAGUAUUGGGAUCCUCGAUUCCAACUGGUCAUGAAUCAUCUGUAUCUCCAAUGUUGGAUCAUCUCCAACCAUCUGCUCUGGGAGAAACAUUUAGUAUAACAGAUAUCUCUCCUGCAUGGGCUUUUUCAACUGAAGAAACAAAGAUCCUUAUCACUGGACUUUUUAAUGAAGGUCAAUUGCACAAUGCAACUUCCACAAUAUAUUGCAUCUGUGGAGGUACAUGUAGUCCUGUAGAAAUUGUCCAAUCUGGAGUACUCCGCUGUAUGGUUUCACCACAUGCCCCCGGAUUAGUAGAUCUUUACUUGAGUUUCGAUGGCCACAGUCCUGUCAGCCAAGUUGUGAACUUUGAGUAUCGCACUCCUCCAAUGCAGGACUGGAUGAUUUCUGCAGAUGAUAAGUCUAUGUGGGAGGAGUUUAGACUUCAGAUGAGGCUUGCUCACUUGCUCUUUUCUACCUCUAAGAGUCUUAACAUUUUAUCAAGUAAAGUAUCACCAAAUACCCUGAAAGCAGCUAAAAUCUUUUCCCACAAAACUUCCCACGUUGCGAAUGGUUGGGUGUGUAUGGUUGAGUCGAUAAAAAAUAACAAGGUCUCUUUUCUAGAAGCAAAGGACAGCCUGUUUGACCUCGCUUUGAAAAACAAACUAUGUGAAUGGCUAUUGGAAAGAAUUGUUGACGGGUGUAAAACUUCUGACCACGAUGAUCAAGGUCAAGGAGUGAUCCACUUGUGUGCUAUCCUGAACUACACAUGGGCUGUCAACCUAUACACCUUGUCUGGCUUAUCAUUGGACUUUCGAGAUAAAUUUGGAUGGACAGCUCUUCAUUGGGCCGCAUAUUACGGAAGGGAGAACAUGGUUGCUGCUCUUCUAUCUGCAGGAGCAAAGCCAUACGUGGUCACAGACCCAAGUUCAGAGAAUCCUGAUGGAUGCACUGCAGCUGAUCUUGCAUCUAGCAAUGGCCAUGAUGGUUUAGCAGCUUUUCUUGCAGAGAAGGCUUUAGUAUCACACUUCAAGGAUAUGACAAUGGCUGGAAACGUAAGUGGCUCACUGCAAAGUAGCACACCUAACUCAGUAAACAACUGGAACCUCAAUGAAGAUGAGCUGUAUCUGAAGGACAGUCUGGCAGCUUAUCGAACAGCUGCUGAUGCAGCAGCACGUAUACAGGCUGCGUUCAGGGAGCAAUCAUUUAAAUUACGUAAAAAAGCAGUCCAGGUUUCCACUCCAGAAGAUGAAGCACGCAGCAUAAUUGCAGCAAUGAAGAUCCAGCAUGCCUUCCGCAAGUAUGAGAUGGGAAAGAAGAUGGCAGCUGCUGGACGAAUUCAACAUAGGUUCCGUACUUGGAAGAUCCGAAAAGAAUUUCUCAAUAUGCGACGUCAAGCAAUCAAGAUUCAAGCUGUUUUCCGGGGCUUCCAAAUGCGGAAGCAGUAUCGGAAGAUUGUUUGGUCAGUUGGAAUCCUUGAAAAAGUAAUUCUGCGAUGGCGUUUGAAGAAAAAAGGCUUCCGCGGGCUUCAGGUUUCCCCCACUGAAGCCAUCAAAGAUGAGCAGCAAGGAAGUAGUGUCGAAGAAGAAUUUUUCCGAGCAAGCAGGAAACAAGCAGAAGAGCGUGUGGAGAGGUCUGUAGUACGGGUCCAAGCUAUGUUUCGCUCAAAGGUAGCACAGCAAGAGUAUCAGAGGAUGAAGUCCGCCCUUAAUGAAGCAAGGCUGCAAUACGAAGGUUCAUUUCUCCUGGUACUGAUAUGGGAUAGGAGAUCAAUACGGGGCCAUAGGUUCCGGGCACUACCCAGAAAUCUCAAGUCCUAGGGCAGUUACAGUAGCAUUGGCAAAAUGAAGGCUUUGGGUAAGUUUGUAUUCUUGGCUGCAACAUGUACAUCUUGUAAAUGCAUGGAUUAACGUUGUCCUGUAGUUUGGCCGCCCGCCCUUCCGUGUGUUUUAUGAAAAUGAGGGGCCAUGAUUUCACUUUACAUGUUGUAUUAUUUCAGGUCCUAGCUGUUUUCUUUUGGGUUGGUAUUACACGUCAUUAGAUUGUUGUUUUCACCUUUUAAUCUGUAAACCUUAUAUAAGACAUAUAAUAAUUAGCGUUGCCAUUAUCAUUAAAAGUUAAUAUCUAA
Messenger RNA from Diospyros lotus (date-plum), 3325 nucleotides. RefSeq names its product calmodulin-binding transcription activator 6-like. Bases 159 to 3017 code for a protein of 952 amino acids. Gene Ontology annotation, biological process: regulation of transcription by RNA polymerase II. Gene Ontology annotation, molecular function: double-stranded DNA binding; protein binding; transcription coregulator activity. Lineage: Eukaryota; Viridiplantae; Streptophyta; Magnoliopsida; Ericales; Ebenaceae. The transcript has 13 exons. The record is from RefSeq and is a predicted model, not a curated record. Gene Ontology annotation, cellular component: nucleus.